AUGUCAGUCGCAACGACGACAGUCAACAACACCCACACCCACCACUCCACAAUUACUCCUUUCCGCUCGAAUCUGACGGCGAGUUUUGAACCUGCCCCAAAGAUUGGCAUCCACGACAUAAGCCCGCAGGCAGUCGAGGCCAAAUACGCCGUCAGAGGGAAAAUCCCCAUCAUUGCAGACGGGUUACUGGAACUCAUCAAGAAGAACCCCGAGGACCACGGCUUGCCUUUCAACAAAAUCGUCAAUGCAAAUAUCGGGAACCCCCAGCAGUUGGACCAAAAGCCAUUGACGUGGUACAGACAGGUUAUGUCGAUCUUGCAGUAUCCGCCCUUGUUGGACCUGGCUGUUGAAUUUCCCCAGGACGUCAAGGAUAGAGCCCGGUUGAUAUUGGAGCAUAUUGGAUCCUUGGGUGCUUACUCGCACUCGCAAGGCGCCCCUUUCUUUAGACAAUCCAUUGCCAACUUUAUCACUCAAAGAGACGGCGGUAUCCGUGCAGCAAAUGCCAACAAUAUCUUCUUGACUUCUGGUGCCUCAACGGCAGUUUCCUACUUGUUGCAGCUCUUGUCCAAGGACGAGCACUCGGGUUUUUUGAUUCCCAUUCCCCAGUACCCGUUAUACACGGCAACAAUCGCCUUAAAUGACGCUAAACCCAUUGGUUACUACUUGGAUGAGUCUCAGCACUGGGCCACCAACCCGCAAGAGAUUCGUCACUUGAUCAAAGAGAACAAGGAAAAAGGUGUGAGCAUUAAAGCGCUCGUGGUGAUCAACCCGGGUAACCCAACUGGAGCCGUGUUGUCGCGCGACGACAUGGUAAAGUUGGUUGAUAUCUGUGCCGAGUAUGGUGUUGUUUUAAUUGCCGAUGAAGUUUACCAGGAAAAUGUUUUCGACGGCAAAGAGUUUAUAUCUUUUAAGCGCAUAUUGGGCGAACUUCUCAACGAAAAGCCGGAAUUGUACAAGAAUGUGCAAUUGGCCUCUUUGCACUCCACUUCAAAGGGUAUCAGUGGGGAAUGUGGCCAGCGUGGUGGAUACAUGGAGUUGGUUGGCUUCAGCGACGCUGUUAAGGACACAAUUUUCAAAUUGGCCUCGAUCAAUUUGUGUUCUGUCGUUUCUGGACAAGCCAUGGUUGAGUUGAUGAUAAACCCACCAAAGGAGGGCGACGAGUCCUACAAAUUGUACAAGGAGGAGACCACUGCCAUUUUUGAUGACUUGAAAUCGAGAGCCGAGUACCUUUACCAAGCUUUCCAAGAGAUGGAGGACAUUUCUGUCGAUAAACCACAAGGUGCAAUGUACCUUUUCCCCAGAUUGAACUUUGAACCCGCCUCAUACCACAAGCUCUUUUCCAGAGCCAAAAACUCAGACUUGCUCAUCGAUGACAUCUACUGCAUUGAGUUGCUAGAGUACACGGGCAUCUGCUGUGUUCCUGGAAACGGAUUUGGCCAGAAACCAGGCACGUUCCACUUGAGAACAACGUUUUUACCCCCGGGCAAGGAGUGGAUCGAGAGGUGGACCCAGUUUCAUGAAAAGUUUGUGACAAAAUAUAAAGAUAGCACAUUAUUUAUUUAA
Messenger RNA from Lodderomyces beijingensis, 1563 nucleotides. Lineage: Eukaryota; Fungi; Ascomycota; Pichiomycetes; Serinales; Debaryomycetaceae. The record is from the annotation of a GenBank genome assembly.